AUGCUCAAGAGCGGCAUCGCCCGUAGCUUGGGCAAGUCUGCCUUUGCCCGACCAUCCUUCACCCGACGCGCAUUCGAGCCUCUUCGAAGACAAGGUGUCCCUGCUAUUGCCAAACGAUGGGCCUCGACGGAAACUGCUGGUGAUGGCAAGAUCCAUCAGGUCAUUGGUGCCGUCGUCGACGUCAAAUUCGAUGGCGAGAGACUGCCUGCCAUUCUCAAUGCUCUCGAAACCGAUAACAAUGGCUCUAAGCUGGUCCUGGAAGUUUCGCAACAUUUGGGUGAAAACAUCGUGCGAUGCAUUGCCAUGGACGGCACUGAGGGUUUGGUCCGCGGACACAAGGCCUCUGAUACUGGCUACCCCAUCAGAAUUCCUGUCGGGGACGGCACCUUGGGUCGUAUCAUAAACGUUACCGGUGAUCCCAUCGAUGAACGAGGACCCAUCAAGGCUACAAAGCUUGCUCCUAUCCACGUUGACGCUCCCGAGUUCGUCGAACAAUCCACCUCUGCGGAAGUGCUUGUCACUGGUAUCAAGGUCGUCGAUCUCUUGGCUCCCUACGCUCGUGGUGGAAAGAUUGGUCUCUUCGGGGGUGCUGGUGUCGGCAAAACUGUGUUUAUUCAGGAACUGAUUAACAACAUUGCCAAGGCCCACGGUGGUUACUCUGUCUUCACUGGUGUCGGUGAGAGAACUCGUGAGGGUAACGAUCUGUACCACGAAAUGCAGGAGACUUCCGUCAUUCAACUCGAUGGCGAGUCCAAGGUCGCCCUGGUGUUUGGUCAGAUGAACGAGCCCCCUGGAGCUCGUGCUCGUGUCGCCUUGACUGGAUUAACGAUCGCUGAAGAAUUCAGAAGUCAAGGCCAGGAUGUGUUGCUCUUUAUUGACAACAUCUUCCGCUUCACGCAAGCCGGUUCCGAGGUGUCAGCCUUGCUUGGUCGUAUUCCAUCUGCCGUCGGUUACCAGCCAACCCUAGCCGUCGACAUGGGUGCUAUGCAAGAGCGUAUCACCACCACGAAAGAGGGUUCCAUCACAUCCGUGCAGGCCGUCUACGUGCCUGCUGACGAUUUGACUGAUCCUGCUCCUGCUACCACCUUCGCUCACUUGGACGCCACCACUGUGUUGUCUCGCGGUAUCUCUGAGUUGGGUAUCUAUCCUGCUGUCGAUCCUCUCGACUCGAAGUCUCGAAUGUUGGAUCCCAGAGUUGUCGGUCAAGAACACUACGACACUGCAUCCCGUGUUCAGCAGAUGUUGCAAGAGUACAAGUCGCUCCAGGAUAUCAUCGCCAUUUUGGGUAUGGAUGAAUUGUCCGAAGCCGAUAAGUUGACCGUCGAGCGUGCCCGUAAGAUCCAGAGAUUCUUGAGCCAACCUUUCACUGUCGCCCAGGUUUUCACUGGUAUUGAGGGCAAGCUUGUCGAUCUCAAGGACACCAUCUCUUCUUUCCAGAAGAUCAUCAACGGUGAAGGUGAUGACCUCCCGGAAGCUGCCUUCUACAUGGUUGGCGAUUUCGAGAGUGCUCGUGCGAAGGGUGAGAAGAUCUUGGCUGAAUUGGAGAAGUCAUAA
Exophiala spinifera is the source of this 1554-nucleotide messenger RNA. RefSeq names its product ATP synthase subunit beta, mitochondrial. The record is from RefSeq and is a predicted model, not a curated record. Bases 1 to 1554 code for a protein of 517 amino acids. NCBI's taxonomy places the organism in Eukaryota, Fungi, Ascomycota, Eurotiomycetes, Chaetothyriales, Herpotrichiellaceae. Gene Ontology annotation, biological process: proton transmembrane transport; proton motive force-driven mitochondrial ATP synthesis. The transcript is spliced from 8 exons. Gene Ontology annotation, molecular function: ATP binding; ATP hydrolysis activity; proton-transporting ATP synthase activity, rotational mechanism.